Rotaria sp. Silwood2 is the source of this 1005-nucleotide messenger RNA. Lineage: Eukaryota; Metazoa; Rotifera; Eurotatoria; Philodinida; Philodinidae. The record is from the annotation of a GenBank genome assembly.
AUGCGAGCCGUUUUGUUGAAAGAUUUUGGUGAUCGUGACAAAUUAUAUAUUGGUGAAACAGAUGUACCUCAAAUAAAAAAUGACGAAGUUCUAGUGAAAGUACAUGCAUUUGGUAUUAAUCGAGCUGAUACGAUGCAACGUAAAGGUCUAUAUCCACCACCACCAGGUAUUACGAAUAUUAUUGGAUUAGAAGCAUCAGGAGAGAUUGUUCGUGUUGGUAAUGAAGCCAAAGAAAAAUGGAAUGAUGGUGAUAAAGUAAUGGUAUUAUUAGCUGGCGGAGGCUAUGCUGAAUAUGUUGCAGUACAUAUGGGUUGUGUUAUGAAGAUUCCGGAAGGAAUUUCAAUGAUUGAUGCUGCAGGUAUCCCAGAAACAUUUUUGACAGCAUAUCAAGGUUUAAAAUUGAUUGGUAAUAUAAAAAAAGGUGAUAUUGUUCUUAUACAUGCUGGUGCAAGCGGAGUUGGUACAGCAGCUAUUCAAUUAGCGAAAUUUUUCGGUGCAAAAGUAGCAACAACAGCUGGUACUAAUGAAAAAGUAGCUUAUUGUAAAACAAUUGGUGCUGAUAAAGCAAUUAAUUAUAAACAUGGACCAUGGGUAAAAACAUUGCAAGAAUUCACUCGGGGACUUAAUAGAGAUGGUUUUGAUAUAGUUUAUGAAAGUAUUGGAAAAGAUUAUGUUGAAGCAAAUCAAGAAGUUCUUGGUGUUGAUUCUCGUUGGAUUGUUUACAGUUGUCAAAGUGGACCUGAAGCGGAUAAGCUAUCAUUGAGUACAUUAAUGAGAAAACGUAUUACACUUUCGGGUACUGUUUUAAGAGCUCGAUCAAUUGAUUAUAAAACAAAUUUAGUUAAGAAUUUUCAAGAUGACGCAAUUAACGGUUUUCUUGAUGGUAAACUUAAAGUUAUUACUGAUAAAAUAUGGCCAAUGGAACAGAUAGCUGAAGCUCAUAAAUAUAUGGAAGAUAAUUUAACAAUGGGAAAAUUGGUCGUAACUGUUAUUCAAGAUAAAUAA